Messenger RNA from Anisakis simplex (herring worm), 318 nucleotides. Lineage: Eukaryota; Metazoa; Nematoda; Chromadorea; Rhabditida; Anisakidae. The record is from the annotation of a GenBank genome assembly.
AUGCAGAUCCAUCUCAUUCCGAAUCAAGAUGGUGUUAAACAGUGGAUUCUGAUCGAAUUACAAGGAGGUUUGGAAAGUUGUUCGGGAGAAAUUCGAGGACAGCUGAUGGUCGGUAAUCUUUGCUGGGACAAUGAUACCGCAGUUUUCGUUCUCGGACACCAGGUAGUUGAGGGAAAAGCGAAGACAUUAGAUAAACCGUUUGUGGUACUUGCGAAGGGUGAAAAAACAACCGAAAAUGAAGUUGUGGCUAUUAUUCGGAAGAAAAUUCUCUUCUCGUUGCGUCCAAAACCGAUCGUUUUUAAGCAGUUAUCUUCAUGA